AGGGGGGAAGAAAUUGAUGUGAUUAAGAAGAGGCCGCGUAGUUGCCUCUUCUUGCUUUAAAAAUUAGUCAUCCUUACUUCUUUUCUUUCUCCUCUCAACUAAAGAAAAACCUAAACCCCUUUCUCUCUCUCUCUCUCUCUCUCUUUUUCCUCCAUUAACAACACCAUUCCUUAACCUUUCCUAAGGUAUUUCUUCUCUCUUCUAUUUCCAUUUCCACUACAAAUAUUCUAUCAAUUCUAUUCAUCUUACGCCUUCUCUAUUCUGGAUUCAUUUCUUCAAAUGGAAAUGGAUAUGGAUCCCAUUUCUUCUAAUCUCCAACACCUCACCAGUUCCCAUUUCACCGAGGACCACCGUCCUACUAAACGCCGAAAAAUCCAAUCCCCCGAGAUUUCCGUUGAUGAAUCCGCAGAUUCGAGAACACGGUGGACAACAGAGUCGGAGCACCGGAUUUACUCUUCCAAACUAGUCGAUGCUCUUCAUCGAGUAACUGCUCACAAAUCUACCUCCCUUCCAUCCAGAUCCUCGAUCGACGGCCGGAAAGUUCGCGAGACGGCGGACCGAGUUCUCGCCGUCGCUGCCAAAGGUAAGACUCGCUGGAGCAGAGCAAUUCUCACGAAUCCACGGCUCCAACGCAAACUCAAGAAGCAGAAAAAGGUGAAGGCGGUCGGAAACUGUAGUCGGGCGAAGAAAUUGAAAAUUAAGUAUGAGACGAGAAAAUUGCCGACGGUGCAGAGGAAAGUUCGGACUCUCGGCCGCCUUGUUCCCGGGUGCCGGAAAAUAUCGUUUCCGAAUCUUCUUGAAGAAGCGUCGGAUUACAUCUCCGCUCUACAGAUGCAGGUUCGGGCCAUGACAGCCGUGGCCGAGCUUCUGGGCGGCGCUCCGGUUGAUCGUCAAAGUUUGAGAACGAAUUCGUAGAAGCCACUCCCCAAGGCUUGUAAUGCCAGCAGGUGUUUUCUUUUUUUCUUUUUUCUUUUUUUUCUUUUUCCCCCUUUUUUUUAUAUAUAUAUAUAAUCUUUUUUCUUUUCACGAAUAUUAUUAUUCGUGUAUUGUUAUGAAAUAUUUUAUUGUACACAUUUUUAAUCUUCA
Molecule: messenger RNA, 1086 nt
Organism: Cucumis melo (muskmelon)
Lineage: Eukaryota; Viridiplantae; Streptophyta; Magnoliopsida; Cucurbitales; Cucurbitaceae
Product: transcription factor bHLH149-like
Exons: 1
Coding region: 280-915 (211 amino acids)
Biological process (GO): regulation of DNA-templated transcription
Molecular function (GO): protein dimerization activity
Source: RefSeq, a predicted model, not a curated record